Messenger RNA from Notolabrus celidotus (New Zealand spotty), 1723 nucleotides. RefSeq names its product trophoblast glycoprotein. Gene Ontology annotation, molecular function: protein binding. The record is from RefSeq and is a predicted model, not a curated record. Lineage: Eukaryota; Metazoa; Chordata; Actinopteri; Labriformes; Labridae. The coding region runs from base 432 to 1655 and encodes 407 amino acids. The transcript has 3 exons.
ACAUCAUUUACACUCUCUGUCUCGCUCACACACACACUUACACACACACGCGCGCACACACAAACGCACUUACUGGCAGCGGUAGUUUUUCCACAUUCCCCUCGGAGAGUGACACACCCUCAGACCCGAUGGAAGAGGAGGAGGAGGAGGAGGUGAGGUUUGUUCAUGCUGGACAGUUGAUGGGAGGCAGAGAGGAGAGGAAGACGCUGCUGCUGAUUUUUGGAUCUUCAACAGGUCUCGUGAGCUUCUGACAGAGGAACAGAGCUGCAGCUGACAUGACAGCGAGAGCCAAACACUGGACUCCUGAUCCCUGGUGAACUGUGUCACCAUGCCAACUCCCACAAUCCUCACAGCAACCAGGAGUCCUCAGAGAAGUUGUUAGGUUUACGAGCACAUUUACAUCUGUGUGAGACUACGCUCAGUUGGCAGGUAUGAUUACCCGGCGAGAUGUCCUGCUGGUUUUCAUGUUGCUGGUGAAGAUGGGACUUGUAGGUGGAUGCGUGUGUCCGGCAGCCACCAUAUUGUCCCAGUUUCCCUCAGAGGUUCCUGACGUCUGUUGCUUGAACUUUUCCGGCUCUGCUUUCAGCCACGUGCACUGGUCAGUGUUUACAAAUGAGACAAACAUACAGACACUGGAUCUCUCUCACUGUAAUAUCAGUUCCCUUAAUAUUACAGGCGAAGAGGCAUUGCCUCUGCAGAAGGUUUACUUAGGUCACAACAGACUAAAAGAGUUGCCAAAGGACUUUCUUGCCAGUCAGCCACGCCUGGCGUUGGUGGAUCUGAGCAGUAAUCUAAUACAGGAGCUUCCUGAUGGUUUUCUCAAGGACUCAGAAAGCCUCCAGAAGCUGUAUCUGCAGGGCAACCAGCUCCAAGUCCUCCCAGGUUCUGUUCUGCAGAAACCAAAUCUGAGAACCCUGGAUCUUGAUUGGAACCCCUGGGACUGCUCCUGUAUUUUACUGGAGGGUCUGGAGGAAGGCAGGAAGGUUAACAGAACCACCAAGUUUCCAGAGCUGGUGGGGAACUUGACCUGCGUGUCUCCAAUGCACCUUGCUGGUAGGACUGUGUUGUCUGUGAGGCUUAGCGACGUGUGCCGACCGGCCGGACUCACCGCGCUCUUCAUCGUGCUGCCUCUUCUCAUCCUCUCUGCUCUGAUUCUGUGCUGGUGCUGUGGGAGGAAGAGGAAGAAAAAAGAGGCACCUGUGAGCAGCUCCAAAAAGAAGAAAGCUUCCAGCUCAAGUAGCAACGGCCAAAAGCAUCACAAGAGGCAGCAACAUGCAGCCACUGAGCAGAAUAAAGCUGGACACUGCAGCAGAGAGGGGAUACUGAAGAACCAGCUGCUGCUACGUCCAGCAUCUACCCUCCUGGGCAGCACCAGGGACAUCUAUGAAGAGGUGGAGAUUAAGCUGGGCUCAGUGGAGUCUCUCCCCAGACAACCUUCUCAUUGUUCCUCCACAGAGGGGAAGCAGGGUCUUCAGGAGCCCGAUGGCGUCGGUAAGACAGAACUGGACGCAGUCAGUGUGACAGAGGUGAUGAAAGACUCAGCAGACAGGGAGAAGGCUUACCUGACUCAGUCAACUGAAUACUACAGCCUGGUGCCGGGUAUCGAACUGGAGGACUCGGACCACGGCGAGUAUGAGAACGUUAGCCUCUCAUGACACCAUCUUUGAGGAAUACAUCAACAUUUUGGGAAAUAUGAAUUAAAUGAGAGGAUCUGCAACACCAA